Molecule: messenger RNA, 4877 nt
Organism: Drosophila ananassae
Lineage: Eukaryota; Metazoa; Arthropoda; Insecta; Diptera; Drosophilidae
Exons: 12
Biological process (GO): transmembrane transport
Molecular function (GO): monocarboxylic acid transmembrane transporter activity
Source: RefSeq, a predicted model, not a curated record
GUGGGGGGGCGUUCCACCAGAGGCGGUGGUGUUGCCGGUGGGAGGGAGCGGUGGGUGGUUGCCGGUCUGGUCUCUUGGCUGCUUGCUACACUUGGCCAGUGGCAGUGGCAGCGUCAGCGGCAACAGCAACGGUUUCAGUUCAAUUUCGACUGCCCGACGAGCAAGUCUCUCCCGCAUUUCUCAUCCGCAAUCCGGUCGGUCUGUCGGUCGGUCUCUUCUCCUCCGCAUCUCCGAAUUUCUCAGUGCUUGUCUCUAGUGUAUCUCCAAUGUGUUCAGUGUGACAAUUUUCGCCAAAAAAAAAAAUAACAAAAAUUGUCCCCAAAACCAAAAAAAAAAAUAAAUAAAAUAAAAGAAAAAUUCCAAAUGAAAUAAAAAAGAAAAUUUACAAACCAAGGCUGGCCCGGCCACAAAGGAAAAGUCACUUGUGAAAAUAUAAAUAUAAAUUCCUGCGUCAACUGUCACCGACGGCGGCAUUUUCCAGCGCAAUGUUAUUUCCGUGCAUUCGGCGAUUUUAGUGUGGUAACACAUUUUUGCGCUUCGCUUGAAAAUGCUAGAGAUGGCCCCAAAUGGAUUCAGUCGGACAGUGGCGGCGGCGGCUGCCUAGAACGAAAUAGAAAAUAUAAAACGGAAGCCCGAAAACCUAAAACCGUAACCGAGACCUCAGACUCGAAAAUAAUGUGCAGCAGCAACAGCGGGCACUGAAGUUGACAAGACUUCACCACAUCCACACACGCCCACACACCAUACACCAUACACCCACACUCGCACACAGAUACCCACUAAUACACACAUCGAGGAACUAAAAGGAUAUAUAAUACACUUAUUUUUUGGGGGGGGAGCGGAGUACAACAAUGGUCAUCCAGUGCACAUGUGAUUGCAACUGCAGUGAUAGUAGAGAUAACCGGAGCAUCAUCUCCUGCCUGCUCCCCGGAAGAAGCCAGCCGUAUAAACUGGAACUGGGAUUGGGAUUCGGAUCUUCGGCUGUUGGGGGCGAUGAUAUGGAGCAUAGGAUUCCGUACUAUCGCCGAUUAUCGAAUACCUCAUCGGCGCUGUAUGGCAGCUGUCCCCAGUUAUUACCCAGUAGCAGCACCACCCAUAUUAGCACCGGCAACACCACCACCACCGCCAACAGCAACCACCAUUCCUGCCAACGGAAUUUGAAGAAUCGCGAUCAAUCGAUUAACUUGGAAGAGCGACAAUACUCGAGUCUGGUGAGGCCCAAACAACGGAGUCCGGUGUUGUGCAACAAAUGUGCGCUGUGACGAAGAUACAAUCUGAGCUGUGAGCACCCGAAAACCACGGGGAAACAUCAGGAAAUCGGCACCACCAACGCCAACGCCAACGUCAACGCCAUCGACAACACCACCAUCAGCACAACCAUUCAAAAGGACAACACGAGCCAGCCGAAGGCAGAAAAGGAUUUAAAUCACACUCCUAGCUAUUUGUGCCACGAGUGCCGUUUCAAUAAUCAGCCAUUGGCCUGGUGGGUCUCAUGUCCCCGGCUCUCCCACUUACCCACAGCAACUACUGCUGGUGCUGGUGCUGCUGAGCAAACGAAAAUGCAGUCCACGGGAACGCCCAGUCGGCAUUGUGGAGGCGUUGGAGGUGGCACCACCACUAACACCACAACACCGCCCACUCUACCGCGCUUUCCCAGCAAACGGCAUUGUGACAAUUUUGGUAGCUAUGCCACAUUGCCCACCAUUGAGCAGCAGCAGCAGCAGCAGUUGCCCCACUGCAGUCGACACGGAGGAGGAGUAGGAGGUGGGGUUGUAAGCUCUGGGGUAAGCGGCAGUGUAAUGCCAGCCCCACCACCCCCACGCUACGCGAAUCCCAAUUUGAAUGGCUGUUGUUAUAUGUACAACCCCAUGCCCACCCACCAUCAGCAGCAGCAACAGCAACAGCAGCAGCACCUACAGCAGCACCACCACCUCCAGCACCAACACCAGCAUCAGCACCACCCCCACCAAUACGCCCCGCCGCAAUAUUGCCUCUGCGAUAAUUGGUACCAUCAGUCGCAGCAGCAUCUCCACCAGCAGCACCACCAACAAAGGAGCAAGCCCCUUUUGGCCAACGGUGGCUGCUACUUUGGCUAUGAUGCCCAUCACGCGCUCCAGGCACCGCCUCCGCCCCAUCCCAGCCACAUUACGGACGAGGAGGAUUCGGCGUUUCCAGGAUUGGCCGAUCGGGAGUUCCACCUGCUGCACCGGAACAUUCCGGCACUGCGUCGCACUGGCGUGGACACCACACGCAUUAGACAGUACUUUUAUCCCGACGGUGGCUGGGGUUGGAUCAUUUGCGGUGUGUCCUUCCUUGUCCACGUCCUGACCACAGGACUGCAGCUUAGCUACGGCCUUUUGUUGUUCUAUGCUGUCGAGUAUUUGCAUAAUGCCAGUGGAGUAGAACUGUUGGGCGCCCUGAGCUGGUCAGUUUCCAUGGUGGCCACAUCGUUUGUGGUCUCCCUCUGCCGUAAACGCUCCAUCCGUCUCCUCUCCAUUGUGGGUGGCCUGGUGAUGCCCCUGGGCAUACUGUUCACCUCAUUUGCCACGGAAUUUGGCCAGGUUGUUUUCAGUUAUGGCAUCGUGUUCGGCGUGGGUGUGGCCAUGGUCCGGGAGGCAUCCACCGUGAUGCUGGGCAAUUACUUUAAGCGGCGCCGUCAAUUCGUCGAAAUGGUGGCCAUGUCCGGCGAGGGAGUGGGCAUCGCUUUGUUCUCCGUCAUUUUGAAGGAGGGCGUGGGCAAGGCCGGCUGGCGCCUCGGCCUCCAAAUCGUCGCUGCCCUGACGGCCCUCAGCUUCUUCAUGGGCCUAAUGUACCGGCCCGCUUCCCUCUACCAUCCCCAGCGUCGGGCCAUUCAACAUCUUAAAAAUCAGCGCAAAAAGAUGCGAGAGAAGAAACCAAUCCUCAGCCAGGAGGUGGAGAGCACACCUAGAUACUUAUUUUUGGACAUAUCAUCACUGAAGUCGGUGACUGUUAAAAUUUUACUUAUGACCUCCAGCGUGGCCUCCUUUGGCAUUUACACACCCAUGUUCCUAAUGGCCCUCAACGCCGCCGAGCAGGGCUCUGACGUCCAGGAGUUGGUCCUUCUGCAAACUUUCCUAGGAAUUUCCAUGGCUUUGGGUGUGGUUAUAGCCGGUGCCCUGCUUCGACGCUGUUUUGUGAUUAGGCACUUUGUGAUCAAUACCAAAAUUGUCACCCAGCUCUUUAUCUCUAUUGUGGCCUUGGCUAUCCUUUUUCUGUCCUUUGUCAUGGGCUACACAGGACUCUGCAUACUAAGCUGGCUGUACGGCAUAGGUCUGGGUGGCUUCCAGUACUCCCUUAAAAUUUUGGCCCUUGAACGCAUUAAGCUGAAGCACUUCUCUAAGGCUUGGGGUUUCAUACGUGGCGUCGAGUCGGUUCCUGUGCUGAUAAGUGUGCCACUCACAUCGUUUCUGAACGAUUACUCCCUUAAAUACGGUCGAGCUGGUUACUAUAUAUGCUCGGCGGCAGCGGCUAUCUCGGGAAUUAUUAUCUUUUUCAUAAGCGAACCGCAGCAUCAGCAGCAGCAGCAGCAUCAUCAGCAGCAGCAACAGCAGCAGCAGCAGAUGCAUCAUCAUUAUCAGCACAGAAACGGACACUUACCGACGCCCAUGCUGGUCCGGCACUCCUCCGCCCGCCAGCACCGCCCACACAUACCACAGUUGGACUACGGUUACGGGGAGUAUCCUGCCCCGGAUCUCCUCAGUCGCAGUUGCAUUAGCCUCAAUCAAAUGGAACCCUAUCUGCAGACCAACUAUUGCCAGCGUCACAUGUUGCAGCAACACCAGCAACAGCAACAGCAGCAGCAGCAACACUCCCACCUGCAGCAAUUGGCCUGCCAAAAUCUGGAUGUGCAACAGCAGCAGCAGCAUCAGGUAAGAGGAGCCUAUCAAUUGGGACAAGGAAGCAUUGGCGCCAGGAUGGGGAAGCGUUUGCAGCGCAGCCUGUCCUUCAUCCAGCAGCACAACUGCUGUGAGGGACAGAACAUGUACUGCAGCUGGCACAGCACCUACGAGCUGGGCUGCCACAAGAGCAACAAGUCCCCGGCUCUGGACAGACAGCCAUUGAUAUGCACCUGCAGCAGUCCGAAUAACAAUCCAACCACCUAUGGACAAACCACCACCCACUCCACCCGGAGUCGGAGCGUUCCGGAGGGUCUAUCCACGAUGUCACAGCAGUGUAACUGCCGGCACGGCUCUGGAACCAUUCCGGGUCUAGGACAGGGACCGGGAUCGGGACCCACGCGGGAGUUCAUCUACGUGCCACAUGCCUAUGCCUCGUUACAAAGGACCCCCACCCACCGCCAGGGCCAGCGGAGUGGCGAGGCUGGCAGCUUAGGGGGCGGUGGUGCCUGCUCGGCAUUGCGGAGCAAUCCACAGUGCCGGCUGAAGCGCUCCCAAUCCCUGUGCCGGCCCACAGCUGUGCAGUUUGUGGAGCAAAUCACCACGUCCGUGUAAGAAAAGAGGCGGUGAAAAGUGCACUCGGAAAAAUUAUGGCCUUAGACUAUAUAAAUUAUUAAUUUAAAUGCCAAGAAGACAAAAUAUAUGUUACUUACUAAAGAGUGUUCGAGUUUAAGUUUAUUUGAAAAAUGAAUCACUAUUCCAUUUUGAAAGUCUUAAAACCAUACUACUCUCAAAAGGUUUUAAUUUCCUACUCUCAGGUUUCAUGUUUAGAAAAAGAAACAAUAUUUACAUAUUAAAAUUUAUUUAGGUGCUAAAAUAUAAUCAAUUAAAAAUAUAUAAAAGUACUAUCUUACCAGGAAGGAAGGCCUAUUUUCUCCGAGUGUUACUAAACCCAUAAAAAUGUGAAAAAUUCCCCGCAACAAUUGGGUCCUAUAAACUUAUAUUUUGGUAUUAUAGUCA